AUGUUUGAGAAUAAAGAUACGUCAUCCAGUGCAGCACCUAACGCACCAAAAAAGCCGACCGGAGGUGCUACAUGGAAGAAACCAACUCCAAGCGGGCCAAAGCCCGCACCAAUGGGUACCGGAGUGAGCUGGAAUGCGCCUGCUAGUGCGCCGAAAGUCAUGGCUAAACCAGUGGCUGUGCCCAAGCCAGUUGCCAGGUCACCCUCGCCCGAAUUGGCCCAUAAGAACACGGCACCCGUGAAGGGCAAUGUCAACAAGUUUGCGAGUAUCUUUAAUAAGGGAGGCUCACCAGCAGGCAAAGAUGACAACACAUUCGCACACAAGUCUGAAUCCGAGCCUAAAGUGGCACCCAGACCCAAACCAGCCGCGCGCGAACCAGCCCCGGCACCCGAACCUGAGCCCGAAUCAGAGGACGAACCAGAACCUGAGGAAGCCAAAGUGGAGGACCCAGAACCAGAACCAGUCAAGGAACAAAAGAAGGCUGCCGCAACACCGCCAGAGAAACCCGAUAGUGUGGAUGACAAGGACUGGAGCGACGAAGAAGACACCAAACCCGCAGCGGCGCCACAACACCACGAACCCGAGCGCCCGGUAGAGAGCACAAAACCCACCCGAUCCGUACUUGCGGCCGCAAGUAUGUUCGACAAGGGUGGGCCAGCCCCUGCACCGGCACCCGUGGGGCACAAGCAACCAGCAAAGACACACUCGCCUGUGCACCAGAAGAGCCAUUCGCCUGUCAGGCAGGCCAAGAAGCAGUCGCCACCACCGGUGAAGAAGGCCUCACCGCCACCGGCGCGCAAGGAGGAGAAGAUCGACGACAAGCCUAAGGCCGGAUCUAUAGCCGCUAAGAAGGCGAGUGUCGAGGCCGCACUGAGCAAACAACCCACCGGACCAAAGGAAACCAACAAACAACAGGACGAGCCCGAGGCGCCACAAUUACCAGGCAGAGACAGAGAUAAAGAAAAUGGACCACGAGCGAAAGCCGAAUUUGAUUUCGAAGGUGACGGCACAGAGGGAGAGCUGUCAUUCACAGCUGGAGAAACCAUCUAUCUAACCGAGAAAAUUAAUGAAGAUUGGUACCAAGGAGAGAUGGCAAAUGGCACCUAUGGCAUGUUCCCAUCCAACUUCGUCAAGGUUAUUAGAGAUAUCGGCGAACCUGAACCCGAGCCCAAGAAGGUCGAGAAGAAGGCUUCCACCAGAAGAGCGCUGCCCUCCACCGCUGGCAAAGAAAUGACACCACCUCCCCCAAAAGGUCCGCAUGCGAUCGCCUUAUUCGAUUUCAAGGGUGAGGACUCGGAUGAGCUUUCAUUCUUUGAAGGUGAAGAAAUUAAGCUGUUAGAAAAAGUCAGCGAUGAGUGGUUCCAGGGCGAGGGAGCCGACGGGUCCCAAGGGAUAUUCCCAGCCAACUUUGUCAAAGUGGUUGUGGAGAUUGGAUCUGGUCCUGUGCUUAAACGACAGAACAGCAAUAAACGGCCGUCGUCGAGACCUGUGAGCAAGGUUGAGGCUGAGACUUCCAAGGAGAUGGCCAGGGCGUUGUUUGACUAUGACGCGAAUGACUCGGAUGAUUUACCGUUUAAAGAGGGCGAUAUGAUAGAAGUGCUUGAACAUGUAGACGCAGACUGGCUGACUGGUACUCUGAACGGGAACACGGGAAUGUUCCCCUUGAACUUUGUAGAAAUUGUGAAGACCAAAGGAACCGUGAAGAAGAUCAACUCGAAGCCAAAGCAGAAGAAGGAGACGCGACCGCAUGCGAUUGCGCUCUUUGACUACGAAGGCGACACACCCGACGACCUGUCCUUUACCGAGGGCGAUACAAUAAUCUUAACUGCAUUUAUUGACGAGGACUGGUUUGAGGGCGAGAAUGAGAAAACAAAUGAUUCCGGAAUGUUUCCAGCGAAUUUUGUGGAGGUGAAGAUCAACUUGUAAGGUGGAUGGUGGCGAGCUUGGAUGGCGAUACUUCUCUAUAUAUCAGUAAUUAUACUUGUUGAGGGUGUGAUACCUUCUUUACACAACCGCUGCAGAAAUCGAAUAAAAGGAUAUCCAAGCUUCUC
Sphaeroforma arctica JP610 is the source of this 2051-nucleotide messenger RNA. RefSeq lists its product as hypothetical. Bases 1 to 1926 code for a protein of 641 amino acids. Gene Ontology annotation, cellular component: ESCRT-0 complex. Lineage: Eukaryota; Ichthyosporea; Ichthyophonida. Gene Ontology annotation, biological process: protein transport to vacuole involved in ubiquitin-dependent protein catabolic process via the multivesicular body sorting pathway. The record is from RefSeq and is a predicted model, not a curated record. Gene Ontology annotation, molecular function: protein binding. The transcript has 13 exons.